Molecule: messenger RNA, 189 nt
Organism: Symbiodinium sp. CCMP2456
Lineage: Eukaryota; Dinophyceae; Suessiales; Symbiodiniaceae
Source: the annotation of a GenBank genome assembly
AUGAUCUGGUGUUUGCCGUUUGUCCGUGCCAGGUGGAAGGCGGUGGAGACGAAGCAGUUGGAGAUCCUGUCUCAUCUCACCACCUUCAGCCAGUCGCUGAAGAGAACCACUCGGGAGGUCAUUGCUAGACGAAAGGCACGGAGGAGGGUCAAGAAGAAGUUUAGCUUCUCCAACAUGGACGAGCGCCUG